UUCUCUUCAAGGUAUUGCGUCAGCCUUUUGCUAAUAACAUGCACCGUACGCGCAUCGAGCACCCAAAUCGAAUCCACCCAGCGCACGUUAGAGAAGACUACCCUCUUCCCGGAUAAACCCUAUCAAUAUCAUCCUCUCCUCCCCAUCCCCUAAAACCUUAAACCCUCGAAAUGGCUCUCAUUUCUCCGUCCCUCAAACUCAACUUCUCAAAUCCAAAAAUUCCCAAACUCUCUAAUCCUAAUCCCACUGUCAAUCUCCUCCGUCCAUUAAUCCCAUCUCUACCCUCCAAAACCCCCACAAAUUACCAACUCUGCCCCUGGAAAACCCUAAUUUCCACCUCCAGAAGCUACAGAAAUCUCACAGCUUCCUCAUCUCUGCGGUUUCUGGAAUCCGAUGAAGACGUCGGAUCUUCGCCCUGGGAAGGCGCUGUUAUUUACAGGAGAGACUCUGCUGUCACGCAUCUCGAGUACUGCACGACCCUGGAGAGGUUAGGGUUAGAGAAGCUUUCAUCCGAGCUGUCUCGAUCUCGAGCGUCGGAUAUGGGGCUGCGGGUGACAAAAGGCGUGAAGGACUAUCCUCAUGGGACGCCUGUUCUGAUCUCCGUUGACGUCACAAGGAAAAAGAAGAAAUUGAAGCUCGACGGAAUUAUCAGGACCGUAAUUACCCUCGGCUGCAACAGGUGUGCCGAGCCAGCAACAGAGUGCACGUUCUCCAACUUCACGUUUCUGCUAACUGAAGAACCUAUAGAAGAACCAGAUAAGAUCUUUAUGGGAAAUAUCUUCGGAGACGACAAAUUCAAUACUUCUGGUGGGAGCAGUGAGGAAGUAGACGAAGAUUCAAUUGACUUGGAUGACCAGUUCUAUUUCCCUGCCGAAGAGAAAGAGAUCGACAUCUCGAAGCAAAUACGGGACAUGAUACAUGUAGAGAUUACUAUAAAUGCAAUAUGCAAUGCUAACUGCAAAGGGCUGUGUUUGAAAUGUGGUGUGAAUUUGAAUAAGGGCCGUUGUAAUUGUAGCAAACAGAAGGCAGAAGGGAAGGAUAUGGUCUUCUCGGAAACAUGAGAAAGCAAUUGCAGCAAACAGAUAUAUUGUUUUGGUGCUGUUUUAUUGUAAGUUAGCGUUCCCAGCUUUGAUAGAAAUCCAUGUAUUCAUGAGGAAAGUAUAUGAGCAUUGGUUCAUCCGCCCUGAUUCCGUA
Molecule: messenger RNA, 1194 nt
Organism: Magnolia sinica
Lineage: Eukaryota; Viridiplantae; Streptophyta; Magnoliopsida; Magnoliales; Magnoliaceae
Product: large ribosomal RNA subunit accumulation protein YCED homolog 1, chloroplastic
Exons: 2
Coding region: 171-1061 (296 amino acids)
Source: RefSeq, a predicted model, not a curated record